AUGACAGUCUGUCAGAGCGGCUCGCCAGUUGAAGCUUUUCUCACCCUUUACAGCUACUUAACUCUAGCAUGGAAGAAUUUUAUGGGUAACCUGAUAAAAAGAGGAAUAGGUAAAGGUAUGUUAGAGUAUCAAAAGACAACAAAGAACGAGAACAUCGCUCAAAGAACGAGGAACGAGGAACAUUUCCCAACACAAGACGAUGAACACAUUUUCUGCAAGAAGCCUGUGUCCCUUCAAGGAAAAAAUACGAGUAUUGCUUCUACUGAGGUCCAGUUUGUUCUGUUAAGAAAGAUUAUAAAGGAGUUGAGAUCAAAACCCCCAGGGACUCGAAGAACAUAUAUGAACAAGGGCGAAGAUUGCACUGUAAAGAAAGAAUAUGGUGGAGUUAAGAUCAAAACUUUCAGGGACUCUCUCCGUGUGACCAUCGCAAACACAAAGGAAAACGACAAAGGUGUCAUAGAAAUUAAAGGCAAAAGAAAGACUCUGGCCAUACCGAAGAACGAGUGGACUGAAACUGAAUGUCGAGUUUCAAGCAAUGACGAGGUGAAAUGUGAAGAGAUGUCCAACACUGCAGAGAAGAAGAAUUCUGGCGGACUGUUGAAAGAGUUUACGCUUAAGAAUGCGGAGGUUCUUGCUAACUGUCCUCAAGGACUGCCAAAUAAAGAGCUCACCUCAGACACCUCGAUCGACUUCCCACGCUGGAAAUCCACAAGGGAACAUUUCGCCAUUAUUCCAGAAGAGAUAGAAGUGAAUAGCACCAAUGCAAAUAAAGAUGACUUGAUGAAGAUGAAGUCUGAAGGAGGCAAGGCCUGGGUUGUGCAAAGCCGGGAUGACUGGACUCACCUUCAGGACCAAGAGCAGAGCACGGGCAGCCAAACUGAGUGUAUAUUCGACCAUGGUGGAAACAACGAAGUAAUCCUGUUUGUUUUCCUUCUUUUCGUCAUGUUUACAACCAUGUGGUAAUGCUAUAACAUGGAAUGCAAUCUUGGAAGAGAAACGUUGACAGUUUUUCUGCUCAUCAGGGAACGCCAGUAGCAUUCGCCAAGACUGUGGGACAACUCUACCGCUGUCCCAGAAGAGGAAAUGAGUCGAUUUACCCAUAUUUGAUUUUUUUCCAUUGUUCUGUUUGGAACUCAGAGGGCCGUCAAGGCUCACAUAACCAAAUAUAGAACAAUACAUCUCACCACUGCUGGACUAAAGUAGGUCGACUCCCCGUCAGCACUUAUUGUUUACGUCUGGCCACAGGGUUAAGCAAGCGUACGUCAUCAGUCUAACUGAUCUGUGGUUGCAGCAACAUCUAUUGCAGUGCUAGUCCAGGUCUGUACAAGUGUGUAUACAUGUGUGUGUAACUGUGUG
Molecule: messenger RNA, 1356 nt
Organism: Penaeus chinensis
Lineage: Eukaryota; Metazoa; Arthropoda; Malacostraca; Decapoda; Penaeidae
Exons: 8
Coding region: 1-963 (320 amino acids)
Source: RefSeq, a predicted model, not a curated record